GAGAGGUUACAUUGUGUCAGCGCGAGGCUGCAGUGCUACACUGUAUCGAGGAGGGGGCCUGGACCGAUUUCUCAUCCCUGGCUCGGGGAAUAGAUACAGUGAGGGUAACAGUGUGUUACAUUGUAUCUAGCAGGGAGAUAGACAGGGGCCUGGAUAGAUUCCCCUUCCCCGUGUACAGAUAUACUGAGGCCACACUGGGCUGCAUUGUAUUGAGGAGGGAUCAGAGAAAGACAGGGGCCUGGAUACAUCGCACCGCCCAAGCUUCCCUGUCCCUUUGGAACAGAGGCACCAAACCGGGAAUGUCGCCUGCAACCUGGGAGGACUGAGCCUGGCUGGAGGAGGAGGACUGGGAAUACCGAGACCUAUAUCCCGAGAGGCCUGGGAAUACCGAGUCUGGCUGGAGGAGCACUGGGAAUACCAAGACCUGUAAUCCAAGAGGUCUGGGAAUACUGAACCCAGCUGCUGCUGGAGGACUGCGAAUACUGAGCGUGGCUGGAGGACCGGGAAUACCGAGCCUGGCUGCUGGAGGAGGACUGGGAAUACUGCGCCCAGCUGCUGAAGAAGCUCUAGGAAUACUGAACCCAGACCCCAGGAGGACUAGGAGUACUGAGCCGGGCUGAAGGACUGGACCCCACAUCCCAGAACUGGCAAUACUGAACCCAGCUGCCAGAGGAGGGCGGGGAAUGCUGAGCCUGGUUGCUAGAAGGCUGGGAAUACCGAGCCUGACUGCUGGAGGAAUAUUGGGAAUACUGAACUCCAUAUCCCCCAAGAGGACAAGGAAUACUGAGACUGGCUGGAGGACUGGGAAUACCAAACUCUGUUUUCCCCGUUGAUCCAGAUCUGGGAAUACUGUGCCCGUUUCCCACCUUUCCCUUCCCUAGGCUGCAGGACUGGGAUACCAAGUCCCAUUCCUACUAUUGGCUACUGACAGCUGGAAGACUGGGAAUAUUGAACUAAUAGAGGGGAGAUUUACUUAAUCCCAGACUACAUAUGUGAGAAGUUUGUGUUAAUGUCAGCAGUAGGCCUUGGGAAUACCAAACUAAUCCUAACUACCAGACUGGGAAUACUGAGCGAAUUGCAGCAGCGGGAGUGGGACUGUUUUGCUAAUCUUGGCGAUGGGUCUGAGGAUCUUGAGCUAGUCCCAAGUGUAAGGACUGGGAAUACUGAUCCAGUAUAUUUUCAAGAUCUGUGGAAGGAUCGACACUGGGAGAGUCAUCACCACUCCAGGAACAAGAUCCCAGUGACAGCAUCGGGGAAUCGUGAAGUCUGGGACCCCCUCUUGGUGACUAGAAAGUGGGAAUUGCAGGAGGACGCAGUGUCUGGAACAGGCUGAGAGCGAGGGAGCAGAGAAUUGUCUGAAAAAGGGGGGAACUAAGUAAACGUGCAAUCAGGAAGAACCUCCGGCUGCAUUCCUUCCAAAAUCAUUCCCAAGCUGGCGGUAAAUCCCAGUGUGGAAAGAGAGAGAGAGAGAGCAGAGGAGGGGGAUUUCGGGAUGAAAAUUGAACUUUAGAAAUCUUUUGUGGAAUCUCGGAUCACCAGGAAAUUGGGAGGGCUGAAACCUUCUGGAGUUUUGAAUCGCCCCAGAAGUCGGGAAAGCUGACACCUCCGCUUGGAAUCUCGAGCCGCCAGGAAAUUGGGAGCGCCGGAAUUUUUCGGUGUGGAGUUUGGGAUCGCCGGAGGGGACGGGUGGUCCCUGCUGAUUCCCCGCGGGAGGAAGUAGCUGCGGAGAGGCUGGUGCUGCGGAAUUUCAUCCCUUCCUAGACGUUUGGGCUGCUACUUCGCUCGUUUCCCGCCCCCCACCCCGGAAGCUGGGAAUGGGAUCGGUCGGGGAGUGAACAGCGAGCCUGAGACUGUCAGUUCCCGGUCGGUGAAGGUGGGGGGUGGGGGGGAGAAGGGCCGUGGUGUGUGCGAGGCUCGACUGUGGUUGCUCCUGUAGGACGCGUUCCCCACCCCCCCCGCCGCCACCUUUUUCUUUCCCUGGACGUUUCCCGAUGGAGCCCAAGGUUACUUCGCCGGUGACGGCGGCGGAAAAGGUGGACGGUUUCAGCAGGAAGUCCGUGCGCCGGGCCAGGCAGCGCCGGUCACACGGUUCAUCCCAGUUCCGGUACCAGAGCAGUCAGGUGGAGCUGACCCCGCUGCCCCUCCUGAAAGAUGCCGCAGCGUCGGAUUUACACGACCUGUUCUGUAAGAAGCUGCAGCAAUGUUGUAUUGUCUUUGACUUCAUGGACUGUGUUGCUGACCUGAAGGGGAAGGAGAUCAAGCGAGCGGCCCUCAAUGAGCUGGUGGAGAGUAUUGCGACAGGUCGGGGCCUCCUCAUUGAGCCCAUCUACCCGGAAGUCAUGAAGAUGAUCUCUGCCAAUAUAUUCCGGACACUCCCUCCGAGUGACAAUCCAGAGUUUGAUCCUGAAGAGGAUGAGCCAAAUCUUGAGGCAUCCUGGCCUCAUUUACAGCUGGUUUAUGAAUUUUUCCUUCGGUUCCUCGAGAGCCCGGAUUUCCAACCUGCCAUCGCCAAGCGCUACAUCGACCAGAGAUUUGUGCUUCAGCUAUUGGAGCUGUUUGACAGUGAGGAUCCGCGUGAACGGGAUUUCCUGAAGACGGUUCUGCACCGGGUCUACGGCAAGUUCCUGGGAUUGCGAGCAUUCAUCCGCAAACAGAUCACAAAUAUAUUUUUAUGGUUUAUAUAUGAGUCUGAACAUUUCAAUGGAGUGGCGGAGCUGCUGGAGAUCCUGGGGAGCAUCAUCAAUGGUUUUGCACUCCCUCUGAAAGCAGAGCACAAACAGUUUCUGCUGCGGGUUCUGAUCCCGCUGCACACGGCACGGACCCUCUCUCUGUUCCACGCACAGCUGGCUUACUGCAUUGUACAAUUCCUUGAAAAGGACACCACGUUGACAGAGCCGGUUCUCCGGGGGCUACUCAAAUUCUGGCCCAAAACCUGCACCCAAAAAGAGCCUUGGACGAUCGUCUCCCUGAUCUACAACGUGCUGAAGACCUUCAUGGAGAUGAACAGUACACUGUUUGAUGAACUGACUGCCUCCUACAAAGUGGACCGACAGCGGGAGAUCAAGAGGGAGCGGGAACGUGAGGAGUUGUGGCGAAAGCUGGACGACCUCCAGCUGAGGAAGAUGAAGAGUAUUGAAGACCUCGACAAUGUGCCCAGUAAACCCAGCCUCAGCUGCCCUGACUAACACACCCCCCCACUCCCCUAAUCCCCACCACCCCCUCCCCAAAGUGCCAACUAGGAAUCAUAGGCAUUGCCCCAUUCUCCCCUCCCCUACCCGCCCACCUCCUCGAUGGUACCGGUGAACACAGAGACAGGUCUGUGUCAGUGGGGCCUCCCGAGCCCCCGUGUCAGUACAAACUCCUGUAGAUUUCUAGAACCUACUCCCCCUCUCCCGGGUGUCAGGGGGACAAAACAGAAGUGUAUUUUACAGCCUCCUUUAAGAAGAGCAGAGUCAGUAACGUGAAGCAGUUAUUGUAGUUCGGUGUUCCCCACCCCCAGAGAAUCUUACCCUGUGUCUGGGCCUUUGCGUCUCUAUCUCCCCACCCCCACUCGGACGGAGCAGAGCAUAUAAACCCCUUUCUCGUUUUUAAUCUAUUAAAUAUGGUGCUUUGUGGGGUCAAGUUCCAGGGAUGUUUCUUGUAGCCUCCCUCUUCAGUGUAGACAAACUCUUCCAGUAACCCUGUCUCUCAGACUCGUUCUCUCCCCUCUCUCUCUCUCCCUCCCUCUCUUCUCUCUCUCUUUGUCUGUGUCUGUCUGUCUCUCUCUCUUUGUCUCUGGCUCACUCGCCCUGGAACCUGUGCUAUUAGGGCUGCCUUGUACGUAGUGUAGGGAAUGAGGUUGGGGGGGAGCGGUGUGCGUGGAAGCCUGACCCUGCCCUCCCUCUACCUCUCACCAACACCCCCACUGAGACUGGGGAUUGGCACCUUCCGAGCCUAACUGGGGCAGUCAGGGGAAGGGAUUUGCACAGAGGCUUAAGAGUGGGAGGAGGGAGGAUCGUUCAGCAUGGGGAGAGAUCUGGAGGCUGUGUGCCUGUCUGUCUGUCUGUGUGUGCCUGGGGUGCAUUCUCAAACUUUUGGGAAUCCUGCUUAAACUCCCCACCCCCAUCGCAGGCACCAAUUCCAUACGGACACUGAGCAAAGACCUGCAAAGGGUUUUGGGGUGGGGGUGGGGAGAGAUUCCUGAUGCUUUGUAAGCAUUAUCCUACAUCCUCCCUCCCUCCCUCCACCCAGCCAUCCACCACUCCUCCUCCCCCACCCCCCCCCCCCCCAAAGAGGCUGGCUGUCUCUCUGACCCCACUCCCCCCACCUUGUGCUGUAGGACAGAUGGUAAUUCUCAGCGAUCUGUCACUGUUCGAGCAAACGGACAGCCGUCACCUCUUUCCCCACCCCACCCCCCCCCCCCCCCCCCCCGCCCCCAUGCUGCCCCCUAACCACCUUAGUCACCCACUUUCCUGGGGCAGAAUGUGCCUGAUGUGGGCGGCUUGGGUGCAGGAGGGGUGCACCCAAGAGCAUGAGGGGGAAAGGGGGGCGUGCGCAGAACAGGAUGUGUUCCUUCCCCCCCCCCCCCCCCACACAAAAAAAGAACACAUGCCCAGCUGUCUGGGUGAACUCCAAGUCUUACCCAGCACAAGGCAUCAGUGGAGAGCGGUCAACGGAAUACCUUCCUAAACCCAGUGUUAAGAGUGGGAGGAGGGUCUGAGAUUAUCACCCACAGAGUCUGGGAGAAUGGGGUGAUGCAGGAGAGAGGCCUGGGGGCAGCCAGGAGGGUGGGGGAGGGGUUCGGGGGUGGUGGUAGGAGGUGUUAGUGUUCAAACAUGAAAUCGUGGGCAGGGUCCCUGGGCAGGAACCACCCCUGCCCCACAAGCUUGACCCUUUCAACAUUCCCCCCCCCCCCCCCCCCCCCACUUCCCCAACCCGGGCUGUGGUCCCCUCCAAAGGGGACUCUGUUUGAGAGUGGUUGGGUGUGGGGCUUGUUGGUGAGGGAGGGAGAGACAGAGUGCGUGGAUUCCAAUUGGAAAGGAAAAUCCCACGAUAUUGACGCUGGUUCUCCGCGUCCCCACCACCACUGAGGCUCAGCAGUGGAGGAAAGGGCUUGUAGAUAAAUAAAAUGACUGUAGACCUCGCUCCCCCUCCCUCUGAGCCUUCCUGAUCCCAGUAGAUCCGCCAGGGAUUCGAAGAUCAUGUGUAGCAACCCCCCCCCCCACCCCGGUCAGGACACUAAUGACUGUUAUUUUAUUCCAGAUAUAUUGGGGGAGACGAACAGGUGAAUUAGAGACUGGCCCCCUCCCCCACCGGAUGCUGCUGCAUUUCUCCCCCUCCCUGAUCCCGGUGCGUUGUGUAGAUAUAUCUGAGUAGAUUCACUUACAAGUUACUGUACACUACUGAUGAGCUACUGUACCCUCUCCCUCUCCCCAACCCCACCCCUAGUCCGAUGUGGCCUGGGUCUGCCCACAUGUAGAGAGGAGCUCAGGGUGGGAGCUGUACUGAACUCGCUCUGUUCUGUGUCUCCCCCGCCUCCUCAAAGUGCAAUAAAAACCACGAAAUGGCGAACCUCCUUCACUGUC
Stegostoma tigrinum is the source of this 5564-nucleotide messenger RNA. RefSeq names its product protein phosphatase 2, regulatory subunit B', beta (gene ppp2r5b). The transcript has 12 exons. Gene Ontology annotation, molecular function: protein phosphatase activator activity. The coding region runs from base 1992 to 3185 and encodes 397 amino acids. Gene Ontology annotation, cellular component: cytosol; protein phosphatase type 2A complex; nucleus. The record is from RefSeq and is a predicted model, not a curated record. Lineage: Eukaryota; Metazoa; Chordata; Chondrichthyes; Orectolobiformes; Stegostomatidae. Gene Ontology annotation, biological process: signal transduction; protein dephosphorylation.